AUGAUGGGAAUUGUUAUAUAAAUAUUUUAAGAAGAAUUCCCAGAUACAUAUAUUGAUAAAACAUUUUUUAAAAACUAAUUAAGAAUUAUUUUAACACCUGCAGAAGGAUUGCUCCUAAACCGUAUAAAUCUUGAAGGAUACAAUGCAAAAUUUGUUAUUCUUUAAAGACUUGAAAUUGAAGAGGAGGAUUAAAUUAAGAUAGAAUAAUUUCGACCGAGUAUAUAUAAUGUUAAAUAUGUUUAGAUAUUGAGAAUUUAAUCUGUGAAUAAGAAGUAUAAAAUUAAACAUUCACGAAUCGACUAUAGGUUUUGAAAGAAAAGAUUUUAACAUUGAGGAAGAUAAAGAAGAUAAUAAAAAAGCUGAAAAUGAUGAUUGA
Messenger RNA from Paramecium sonneborni, 376 nucleotides. Lineage: Eukaryota; Ciliophora; Oligohymenophorea; Peniculida; Parameciidae. The record is from the annotation of a GenBank genome assembly.